Kickxella alabastrina is the source of this 3165-nucleotide messenger RNA. RefSeq lists its product as uncharacterized. NCBI's taxonomy places the organism in Eukaryota, Fungi, Kickxellomycota, Kickxellomycetes, Kickxellales, Kickxellaceae. The record is from RefSeq and is a predicted model, not a curated record. The transcript has a single exon. The coding region runs from base 305 to 3094 and encodes 929 amino acids.
CCAAAAAAAAAUAAAAACAAAGAACCUCUUGUAAUGGUUUGAUUGGCGCACUACUGAGAAAACGUUUUUACAACAAAGAGGCGAUAAAUAAAUGUUUUAUGCACGUGAUAUUUAUCAUAAGAGUUUGACACAUCUAAAUGGCGUGUUGACAUCAAAUUGGGUUGUCGCGUCGGUUGUAUGAAAAAACCAAUUUCUUUCCUUUUUUAUUUCGUUUUUCGCUCGCCUUUUUUUUUGCUCAAUUUCUAACAAUUCAUAAGACUACUUAGUUUUUUUUAAAUUAAUAUAGGGUUUUAUAUUUCGUACCAUGCAACAGGGCGGCGGUAUUUCACCAGUGCAGCGGCAGCAGCAGCAUCAGCGUCUUACUUCAAUCAAUGACCCAAGCAAUAAAUUCCAUCAACAGCACCAACAAGUACCAGCAUCCGCACCGUCAGGCUCUCGCUCACGCCUAGUCCCCAACGAGCCCAAGCCCGCGUCCACAGCCAGCACGCACUUCGACCAUAUGCUGCCCGGACACGACGGUUAUAUCACGGAAGAGCACCUCAGCUAUCUUUCCGGCGGGCCAUUCAACCGAUUUGCUUUAGCGCUCAAGUCCAACCUGGACAAUGAGAUUGACUGGGCGUGUGCGCGGCUGGUGGCGGCAACCAAUCUGCUUAACGACAACUGGUCGAUACUGCAGCAUGCGCCGUCUUUGCUUGAGGCGAUUUUGCGGGUGCUCGAAAGGUCGCGCAAGGAGCUGCGACAAGGCACCCUAUCCAGCGAUACUGGCGGCCAGGGUGGGCGGGUUGGGCGGUCGGUCCGGGCGGCUGUUCUGGCAGGGGGUUCGGUGAAACAGGUGGCGCUGGGGGAUUCGGGGCUGGAGAUGGUGGUGCAGCGGGCGGGCGAGCGCAGUGGACUACUGAGCACAGCGCUGUUUAAUCUGUCGCAGGUCGGGGAUGGCGCCCAGCUGAUGGCGCAGGACCCGAGAAUUACCAUUGAAGCGACCCAGUGGCUGCGGACGUUCCCACAGGAUGACCUUCUGCUGGUCAGCAUCAAGGCGGAGUUCCUCGAUCUCCUGGACACCAUUAUUCCGCUGGCCCCGCAGCCACCCUUCGACACCAUGCCGGUGCUCAAGUGGCCGAUUUUUGGAUCCCGCGAGGCCUCCAGCCUGGAUCCACUCACCCUUGUCGAGACCUGCUUAUGGGAGGAGCUUGUGCGCAUUAUCCACGUGUCGCAGGAGCGCAAGCUGGUGCUCGGCGCCCUGCGCCUCAUGGUGCAGUCAAUCUCAUGGCAUCCGCAGCUCGCGCGCGAAAUCCUCUCCCUACCCAUUCCCAAAUGGGCCGCAGCCAUGACUGCAGCGGAUAAUACCGCGAGAAUAUCGCCUAUUGGCCAGAUGGUUAAUUGUCGGCUGGCGGAGCUCAUUUUGGCACCCGAUGUUGAGAUCGUCGGAGCGUGUUUCGAGGUGCUCUUGAAUACUGUACGGCUGGAGGCGAUGGCUAAGGCGCUGGAUGAAGAGCUUGAGGCGUUUGCAGCGAAGAGUGGACGGCCUGCAGAGGCGGCGGCAGCGGUGCGUAGGAGGAGGCGGGUGGGGGCUGUUGGUGGUGCCGGAUUGGGCGAGGCGGAGGCGUCUGGCGGUGAGUCUGGCGUGCAGACGCCGAUUUUUGGAUUCCGCCCAAUUCCUCGCUCGGUCAAUAUGGCAACAUCAGCAGCAGCAACAGGGGCGGCGGCGGAAGGGUCGGAGCCCAGUAUGCUUCCCUCGGGACUGUCAGCGCUGGUCGCGCUGGUGAUGCAGCAAUGGGUGGCCGCCGCAUACCCGCCUACCGAAAUCACAGGAUCCCAUCCAGAGACUCAUCCAGGAACCCAGCAGCCAGCGCAAUCUCAGCAGACCCACCACCAGCAGAACCAACAUCAGCAGCAGCAGCAACAGCAUCAGGGUAUGAGUGCAGAGCAAAUUAGGGCAGCGGCCAACCGACCACCGACUGAACCGGAGCUGCGCGAGGCCUGUACCUGGGUACUCCUCAACUACGAGUUUGUCACGCCGGAGAACCCGCAACAAGCCGCACACCAGGUGAGCGUCUCUGAGCUUUUCGGGCGCUACAAGGUGGCCAAACAGAGCCAGACAGUGCCUCAUAUUGGACGGGCGCUCAACAUUAACGAGAUGAUGCGGGUAGUUGCCGCAGUGUUUCCCAAAACAGCUCUUGUCGAGAGCAUAAUUAAUCAGCAGCAGCAGCGUAAUGGUCUUCCUGGUGGUGGGAGUAAUUCACCGAUGGUUGUGUAUAUGGCGUUGCAUCUUAAGGCUCGGUCCCCGCAUAUCAUGCCUAUUCCCGCAGUGGCUGUUGACAAUAGCAAUAGUGGGGCGACUCCCAGGCAACCUCCGGCACCUGUUUCGGUGGUUGAUCCGAAUGCAUGCCUAUGGGAUGGAUGCUUGGAGGUGUUUGUUAGUGAGCAACAGGCGAGAGAGCAUUUGGCUAAACAUGUGGUUGAGGCCGAUGCCUGCAGAUGGCGCGGCUGCAAUCGCAUCCCGAUGGCAAUGGCAGAUAAUGGGAUUGAUGGUGAGCAGUUGAGACAGUGGAUUUCGCGACAUGUCCUGAUACAUGGGCCAUUCUACAAGCCAGCUGCUCCUGCUCCUGCUUCUGCUGUUGUGGAGGAGGAGGAGGAGGAGGAGCAGGGGCAGGGGCAGAGGCAGGAGCAGGAGCAGGAGCAGGGGGCUCAUCGGGAGUCCAAUGGGACUACUGAGGAUUGCGGGCAGCUUGACUUGUUUGCGCUCGCGCAGAGUAUUCGACAGGAAAAAACGCAUGUUCUCGAGAUGAUUUCGCCCAACCUGCUGAAAUCCUCCAUAGCCGAAAACAACAACCCCACUUCUUCUCAUCAACACCAAUUGCAAUUGCAGCAGCAGAGGGCGGUUUGGUUGGCUGUUCAGGGUAUAGAGGUUAUUGAGCAGUUACAAAAAUGGGCAGAUCGCAGGCUUGGACGUCAAGGGGAGGUGGAUCGUUUGAGGGUGUGGCAGUCUGGGGAUGAUGUUUUGGAGCGCGUGGCGUUUAUUGCUGCUAUGAAUAUGCCGGCUGCUGCGUAUGCGUCUAGGCUGAUGGCUGUUAUUAGUAGGCGCAAUGUGGUGUGAAAUUUAAUUAAUAAUAUAUAUUUUUAUUAUUGGCGUAAUUGUGUGGAUGGGUAUAGAGCCCCGUAAGUGCG